This is a messenger RNA of Aegilops tauschii subsp. strangulata, 3199 nucleotides long. Lineage: Eukaryota; Viridiplantae; Streptophyta; Magnoliopsida; Poales; Poaceae. The record is from RefSeq and is a predicted model, not a curated record.
CUUCUAUUUUAAAUUUCCUUUUAAUCUCUCCCCAUUUCUCGUUAGGCGGCACCGAAAGGAUGGGAGUUCUUGCGAUUUCUUCUUCCUCCAUGGCCAAUCCGAGCUCUCCCUCUUCUCCCUCUUCAACAUUUCCACUCCAGUGGUUGUGAUUUCGGUUGGCGUGUAGUGAUGUAUGUCUAGAGGCUUGAUUCCGCUGGAGUAGCGAAUAUGAGCUCUACCUCAUUCUCCCAUUGUCUCUGUGGAUGUAGGUGUUUGAUUCCUCUUGGCUAGGUUUUGGUUUCAGUGUGGAUUUGUGGUCUGUAUCGGUGGGGGUUGUGCUUCUUCAUGUUGAUUAUUGUGAUAAUUCUUUCUAAAAUUGUGAUCUAGUUAAGUGGAGUGCAGGUAGUGUUUUAGCCAAACCUCCCCCCUCUGAACUCAUCUAUUUAGUCAUAUACUCCCUCCGUUUUGAUUUACUCGUCGUGGUUUUAUAAAUCGGAACGGAGGGAGUAUAUAUGAAGCAACCAAAUCUGUUUGGGUGUGGGUGUGUGUGUGUGUGUUUGCUGGUUUGCCUUUUUUUGGUUAGUUAAUGUGUCUUUCAGUUAUUGUCUCUGUUCAUGCUUAUCUCUGCACAAAUAGUUGUUGCAACGGACUAUUGGAACUUUCGAUGCUCACACUAUAUUAGGCUGUUUAAUGUUUAGCUUGGUGUUAUGUAGUACCUGUUUGUUCACUACAUUUGGAGUAUGGUUCUGGCUCACACUGUAUUUGUAAUUCUACUAUAAAUUUGCACUAUAAAUCUAUUGAAAUUAUACUGUUAAUCCACUGCAAUUACAUGUAAUUCUACUGUAUGUUUACACUGUAAUUCUAUUGUAAAUCGCACUGUAAAGCUACUAUAAAUUACAGUAUUGAUCUACUAAAGUUACACUGUAAUUCUACUGUAUUGUUUACUUUGUAAUUCUGCUGUAAAUUACACUGUAAUUCAACUAUAAUAUAAUGUAUUUUCACUGUUAUUUAACUGUAAAUCAAUUGUAAAUUACAAUGUGAUUCAAACUGUAAAACUCUGAUCUUCUACUGUAAUUGAAGAAUGGUACACUCUAAAUUACACUAUAAGUUCUUUUACUCUUUUUCAACUCUUCCUUUUUGUGUGUCAUGUAAUCUGCUUAUAGGAUUAGUUUAAUGGGUAGACUACGGAAGGUUCUCACCAGGACGUUCCUGUAGUAUCAACUUUUGAAACUGCAGAUUCUUUCGAUGAACCUUUUGUGCCCAGCAAUUUUGUUGUUUAUGAUUCAUAUGAGUUGUCGUUGGUAGUUAUUCUUGUCUAUUUUUUGUUAUUUUCCUCAUUUGGUUUAGUUCUUUAUUUUAGUUCAUUUUAAUUUGUUUAUUGGCUAUCUCUUUUUAUGCAGGAACUAUUUGUAGAUGAUGGCAACUUUCAGAAAGCUCUACUGAAGUUCUAUAUGAAUCAUUUGCGUGCUAUUUGUUUACUUGAGUCCUUGUAUUUUUUAUUUUUCUUUAUUUAUGCCUUUUCCACCUUCCUUUGGUUUACAGUCUUCUUCAUUCAUUUGUUAUUUUUUUCAGAAAGUAAAAUGUUUGAAAUGAAAGCUUUCAUGUGCCGGCACAAAGAAUGUGGAGCCUACGACCCCCUUGAUCCAACGGGCAACAUCACAAUCAGAUGGGAUGUGAGGAGCUGGGUUCCAGAUGGCUAUGUGGCUGAGGUUUCACUAUUCAACUAUCAGCAGUACCGCCACAUUCAGCCACCAGGAUGGAAGCUCGGGUGGGUGUGGUCAAAGAAGGAGGUAAUCUGGUAUGUGCAGGGUGGACAGGCUACAGAGCAAGGCGAUUGCUCCAAAUUCAAAGAGAUUAUCCCUCACAGCUGCAAGGUGAACCCGGAGAUAGUCGACCUGCUUCCCGGGGCACCUUACAAUAGGCAGAGGGCCAACUGCUGCAAAGGAGGAGUCCUCAGCUCACUGGCACAGGACCCUGCUAAUGCUGUGGCCUCCUUUGAGGUUUCAGUUGGUCGAUCAGGGACCACAACCAAGACCCUGGAAUUGCCUGUGAAUUUCACUCUGAAGGCCCCUGGUCCAGGGUAUACCUGUGGACCUGCAACCAAGUUAGAUGAACCUACAAAGUUCACUACACCAGAUGGAAGUAGGAAAUCUCAAGCCCACAUGACAUGGACUGUGACUUGUACCUACUCACAGUUUCUCGCACUGAGGGGAAACUCACCUUAUCUUGGUUCUGUCAUGAAUGGUCAAGACAAGAACGGCUUGGCAUCUCUGGUCCAAUGCACUACUCAUAUGUGCCCAAUAAGAGUUCAUUGGCAUGUGAAGGCUAACUACAAGGAGUACUGGAGAGUAAAGAUCACAGUGACAAACUUCAACUACGGGAUGAAUUACUCGCAGUGGAACCUAGUAGCUCAGCACCCUAAUUUCAACAGCUUGACUAGCAUUACCAGCUUCAACUACACAGCUCUGAACCCUUAUGGACUUAUGAAUGACACCGCUCUGUUAUGGGGCAUCAGGCACUACAAUGAUUAUCUCUUGACUGCUGGACCUGAUGGAUAUGUUCAGUCUGAGCUACUAUUCCGGAAGGACCCGUCAACAUUCACCUUGCGGGCAGGAUGGGCCUUUCCAAGAAGAGUGUACUUCAAUGGCGACAAGUGUGUGACGCCGCCUCCAGAUGCGUACCCGUGGCUGCCAAACGCAUCCACGAAAUCAACCAUAUCAGUUAUCGUCCCAUUGGUUCUUUGGAUGCUAGCUAAUCCCUACUUCUGAGAAGAAUGAAGAGGAAAAAGCUCGGAAAAAUCCUUUGCUAUGGAGCCAAAUUGCUGCUGGUAGUGGCGUCUGAGUCAACAGGAAUAGAGGCGGGGCACCGUUGACAAAGACUGGAAUGGAAAAAAGAAGCAACAAGUUGAAGUGGUGAAAAAAGAAGGUGCUGUGAACUAUCAGGUUGUUGUUGUGUGCUCUGGUUUUGCUUUCUUAGGUGCUAUCCUUGUUCCUGGUAUGCUUUGCUAGAGAUGCGCUGUUUGAGUUUCUUUUACUGUAGUUUUGUGUACUUCCCAAGUUCCCAGAGCAGAGGACUUGUCAGUAGGCUCUUGGUAGAAAAAAGACCUCUGUUACUUUUGCUGUGUUAUCAGCUUCUUAAUUGAAGUUGGGGACGUUGCCCCUUGAGUCAAAAAAAAUGAAAAAGGAUUACUUUCCUCAUCUAAUCAAUCAUUUUGCUGGUC